UUCAUAGUCAUAAAAAAAUGUCUUAAUGUAUAAAAAAAAAAAAAAAAAAAAAAAAAAAUUAGAUAUAUAUAAUUAAAUCAGCCAUGGUAAUUAUAGACAUGAUUUUCCCCUUUGUUUCCUCCAAUUAUUCAUAUCAUAUCAACUCCAUAAAUCCAUUAUCCAACCAGCAUGAUGUCAUCAGUAUGAGCCUGCUGCCGGUAUCAGCCGAUGAGGUGGCAACUGGAAAGUCACCAAUUGCAGGUCGACGACACAGGAAAAUGACAUCACAGCUGAACGCAAGCUUGUGAUUGGAUGAUUCACACCAUUAGCUUGUGGUGAUUAGAGGAGUCAAACAACCAAUUGUAUCAAAUUAAAUCAAUGCAAAGAAUAACAAGCCUUUGGAUAGAAUAAAGAAGCAAGGAUUUUUGAGAUCUUUUUUUUUUUUUUUUCACCAGCAUAUUUGUUGCUGUUCUUGGCACAGUGAAUUGCAGAGAGUCAGCUGCUACUUUUGGCAGGCAGACAGCACAAGAACACCUGCCAUCACUGUACCAGCCACUUACUGUACACUUGAGCUGAGCAGCAAAAUGAAAUAUUCCAUGCAUGCAUCACUACUGCUGCUAUAUGUGUGGCAGAAAAGAUCAAUGGAAGAGUGAUGGAGAAAAAACAGAGGGAAAGUUAAGCAACAGAGCACGUGCAGACACCAACACAGCCUGGAGUCAGAGCCAGUUGCUAUGGCAACCUCUCUAGAGGGAGGCGCCUUGGAAACAAGAGAGAUGAGGAGACGGGGUUGGGCUGUGACGAAUGCUUAGAGAAGACCAGAGCAGCUAUGAUGAAGUGUGCUGUGAUUGGCUGGCUUUUGGGGUAAGCCCCGCCCUCCGAAGUGUGAUACAACCUUGACUAUAGCAGUACGGUUUCCUGCGCAACACUGUUGGCUUUUAGGGACACUGCAUUUUUCUCUCUAUCAUCCCUUGUUCUCUGACCUUGUGUGUGUAGAAUGCAUUGUGAUUAGUUAGUGGUAGAUCGGCUACCGAGCUGCUGGGAGAAUGGGUGGCCGUGGGUACUUGUAUGCGUGUGUGACCUCAGACGGUGGACAGGAGAGGCUGCAGCUCACGGCUGAAGGAGACUGAGCAUGCAGAGGUUCGUGGAGGCAGAUUACUACGAGCUGGACUGGUACUAUGAAGAGUGCACUGACGUUCUAUGUGCUGAUCGAGUGGGCCAGAUGACUAAGACAUAUAAUGACAUAGAUGCUGUGACACGUCUCCUGGAGGAGAAAGAGCGGGAUUUGGAGUUGGCAGCACGUAUUGGCCAGUCUCUGCUGAAAAAGAACAAAACCCUCAGUGAGAGGAACACCUUCCUGGAAGAACAGGUGGAGCACAUACGAGAAGAGGUGUCUCAGCUGCGUCAUGAUCUCUCAAUGAAGGAUGAACUUCUGCAGUUCUACACAAGUGCAGCUGAAGAGAGUGAUGGAGAGUCUGCUUCUACCACACCUAUUCGCAGAAAUGACUCGUCUUUCACGCUCCCAACUUACCUCCCUCUGGAUUCACUGCAGAAAAAACUCCAGGACUUGGAGGAAGAGAACAUCGUCCUGCGAUCAGAGGCGAAUCACUUGGAGACAGAGACCAUCUCGUAUGAAGAAAAAGAACAACAGCUUGUAAAUGACUGUGUUAAAGAGCUCAGAGAUGCUAACAUACAGAUCUCCACCAUUGCGGAGGAGCUGGCUAAGAAAACAGAGGAUGCCUCUCGCCAACAAGAGGAAAUCACACACCUUCUCUCUCAGAUCGUGGACCUGCAGAAAAAAGCCAAAUCUUAUGCACUAGAAAAUGAAGAGCUCACCCAGCAUCUGGGAGCUGCUAAAGACGCCCAAAGAGCACUAACUGCAGAGCUGAGGGAGCUGGAGGAUAAGUAUGCCGAGUGUAUGGAGAUGCUUCAUGAAGCUCAGGAGGAACUGAAGAACUUCAGGAAUAAAACGCUGCCUCUCAGUACACCGCGACGAUUCCACUCACUCGGCCUGUUCCCCAUGGACUCUUUAGCUGCUGAAAUUGAAGGCACCAUGAGGAAAGAGAUUCAGAUGUCUGAUCCAGACGUAGAGGAACAAAGGUUGCACCCAAAACGUGUCUUCGAGACAGUGCGUAACAUCAACCAGACGGUUCGGCAACGCUCCAUGGGCCCAUCCCCUAUGAACAUCCCAGGGUCCAAUCAGACAUCCUCUAUGAACUCCAGGCGUUCUAGCUGUCUGAGCACACCCCGAUCCAGCAUGUACGGAGGGGACGGUGUUGAAAUGGACAACCGCACUAACAGUAUGCUGCUGGAAACCCAGUCAUCUCAAGAUGGCUCUAAUGACUCCAACAGAAAGCCUGGCACGCCUGGCACACCCGGCUCCCAUGACCUGGAGGCGGCACUGCGUCGCCUUUCCCUUCGACGAGACAACUACCUUAGCGAGCGGCGUUUCUUUGAGGAGGAGAGAGAGCGUAAACUCAACGCCCUGGCAGAAGACAAAAGCGAAUUGUACGAGGACAGAGAUGUUUGUAGUGGCAGUGAAGACGGCGGUCCUCUUACUCCGGCAGACAGCAUCAUGUCUCUUGGCACCCUGCACUCGGUUUACUCCAUCUACAGCGCCCGAUCCUACCUGCCAGAGAAACUCCAGAUUGUCAAGCCUCUGGAAGGUUCGGCCACUCUGCACGCAUGGCAGCAGCUCGCGCAGCCACACCUGGGCGGCAUCCUGGACGCACGGCCGGGCGUUGUGACCAAGGGCUUCCGACCGCUAGAGCUGGACCUGGAGGAGGUGUACCAAUUCACUGACCUGGAGGAAGAUGAGCCAGGACAGCAUUCCCAAUCCGGCAUCUCCUCUUGCCUGGGUUCUCUGCCUUGCUCGCCUGCUUUGCGACGACCACGUGCCAACAAUCCUGACAACCAGGAAGAACAGCUCAGAGAAAAUGGAGGGACCCCUGGAGUGGGGCCAGACCGAAUGGAGGCUGGAGUGGAAGAGGUCUCAUCUGUGCAUUUUCCUGGUAAAUGUAUGUCUCACACCAGCUCCACGUACACUUUCACCACCUGCAGGAUACUGCACCCUACAGAUGAACUCACCAGAGUCACACCCAGUCUCUUGUCUGGUCCAUCACUGGCCUCCUGCGUGAUGUCCAACAGCAGUCUGCGCUCAACCCCUGUGUCCACCCCCUGCACGCCUCGUCGCCUCAGCCUGGCGGAGAGUUUCACCAACCUCCGCGACUCAACCAAGACCACCAGUACCUCUCUGGGCCUUGUGCGCCUCCUACAGGAGAGAGGUAUAUCUGCUGCUGUCUAUAACCCUCUCAGUUGGGACCGGGCGGAUCGAGCCCCUCCACCAGACCCCUACUCAUCACACACUGCCAGCCCCUUACACUCCUGUCCGGACACGCUCCCUUCCACCCCUCCAAACUCCCCCAGCAAGUCCAAACCCGCCAGACCUGUGCUCCCUGUAGACUACAGCCCCUCAGACCCCCCCUACGAAACCUUUCUGGCUUCACGGCCAGCUAGCUCCAUUCUAAAGGAAGUGCGGGAGGCGGACGAAAGGGCUCAAACAGAUACGCAGUGUCAGACUGAAGUCAGUGUGCAGAACCUGAGACUUGUGGACAAGGUGAAGAAGUUUAGCAUGGCUCCCAGAACAUUGGCCCCAGGGAUCGGAAGGCCAGGACCGCCAUUCGGAGCCCACGCUGUUGUGACCUCCCCUAUCGGGGGACUGCCAGUGCUGAACUCAGGGAUGAGAAGAAACCGCAGUUACCCAGCUAUGGUUGGGGCUAGUAUGGCUAUGAAGGGUCCAGGGCCUCCCAGUGAGGACCUGCUAUUGGCCCAUGGGCCACCCAGACAAACUAGCCUCAAUGAAAAGUGAAUGUUGCCUCUCUGUCGUCCCCUUUUGCCUUUUAUUUGUUUAAAUUUGCAUUGAUACAGUAUAUCAUCCUUGCGACAACUCGAGUGCCUGUUAUUAAGAUGAUAUUUGUAUAGAUUAUUUUGUUAUAACAGUUGAUAUAACAACCUCUUUUUUGUCUAUUUCUCUCCGCCUGACCAACAUAAACAGUACAGUUCAUUCAGCAUUGUCACAUAGCUUGGCAUAUUCCAAGCUUUUGUCAUUGUGUGACAAUUUGCACUUGCUAGCUGUGAGAAAACGUAGCAUACAAACAGAGCAGAAAAUUCAUGCCCCAAAAUGAUUUCCAGUUGAAGCACUUUUUUGAAUUUAAAAACUACUCUAGGAUUUUUUUUUUUUUUUUUUUUUUUUUAACUAAAUCUGGUCUUCCGGUGUGACAUUUCAAGAUUUGUUAGUUUUGUGAUGCUAGCAAGAGCACUGAUAGCACCUUAAUGCUAAUGGUAGCCCAGACAUUGGUGAUCAAUGAAGUCUUGUCAUUUCUUAUUUAUUAUUUGGUCUGAUUUGGCACUUUUUAAAGGCCAUGCCAUAUUGCUUUUUAUCAAGCCCCUAUAGUGUGCCAAAAAUUUGCUUUUACUAAGUACAAAUACCUUCACAAAAGCCUUUUCCAUCUAGUCCAGGCAACUGAAUAACUGCAGCGUAAUGUUUGUCUAAAAUGGCUUAUUAAUGCAUAAUAUAAUGGUAAUUACAGUGUAAUAACACAGUUCAGUAAUACGACUCUCAGUAGAGGGCGCUGUUGGCAUGAAUUGGUGAUAAUUUGCACAUUAGCACAUUAACUCUCUGCUCUGUACAUCCUCAAAAGUCGACUGAACAGACUGAAGUACUGCAGAGAAAAAACGAGACCACGGGGCUGUGAAGGUGCUGCAGAAAGAAAUUGCAGCAGGUUUGAACUUGAAACACAAUCAUGUUCAUGUUAAGUCAUCUUUUAAUGUCCUUUUGUUGAAGACCAACAUUAGUGUAUGUGUGUGGAUGUACAUGGCGUGUGGAAUUGCAGUAUCGAAGACUUGAUGAGAAAAUUGCACAACACAUUUCAUUGGUUAAACCGAAGAAAAAAAAAUACUGUACAUCUGCUGUGGUUUUGGAACCUACUGACUGAUAUGUGUCGUAUGUAAAGCAAGUGAAGUAUGUAUUGUGAGCUUUAAAGAUUUCAAGGGUGCAAUAGGAAGUAAUUCAUAGUGCCUGAUUUUUUUUUUUUUUUUUUUUUUUUGACAGACUGUAUCAUAAUGGCUCCACCUGCCACAGAAUGCACUGGCAUAAAUACUGUAACUAUGUGUGAUGUAUUGACUUAACAGUUAUUUUUACCUGACAAUGCAGAUAUUUGAAGGAUAUAUUAUAUUUAAUGUAUUGUCGAGGAAGCACAUACAGUUGAAACUGCAUGAGUUGUUCUAAAGAAAAGGUCUUUUUCUUUUAGUUAAGGCAAAUCAAAUGUGUUAGGUGAAAAUGUGUGCGUAUGUGUGUGUGCACAUUUAAUCAUAGCAUGACCUUUAUUGAAUGUGUUUCAGAGGAAUCUGCCAUGACUGAUCAUUGAUUUCAAUGGUGUGUUUAUUUCAUCAGAAAGGACAUUUGUAUAUUGUAAAUGGUAAAUAUGCAAAGAAUUUAAACAUGCUAACUUUUUAUAUAUAAAAAGCAAAAAACCUAAACUUGAGGGGGAAAAAAAUAAGAAAAUGGAAAAGCAGUGACAACUGGUGAAAAGAGGAGUUUUUGUUCAUGAAUUUUAGAAACUCCCCUUUGCAGGAUCAAUAAACCAGUUGUGAUAA
This is a messenger RNA of Ctenopharyngodon idella (grass carp), 5631 nucleotides long. It is a transcript of the gene trak1a, whose product is annotated as trafficking protein, kinesin binding 1a. NCBI's taxonomy places the organism in Eukaryota, Metazoa, Chordata, Actinopteri, Cypriniformes, Xenocyprididae. Bases 1109 to 3844 code for a protein of 911 amino acids. The transcript is spliced from 15 exons. The record is from RefSeq and is a predicted model, not a curated record. Gene Ontology annotation, biological process: neurogenesis; anterograde axonal transport of mitochondrion; endosome to lysosome transport. Gene Ontology annotation, cellular component: dendrite. Gene Ontology annotation, molecular function: GABA receptor binding.